GAUUAACGAUCCUGCGUCUGCUGCUACAUCAUCUCAGCUGAUCCGGAGGAUUCCCUCUGCGGGGACAAUCAAGAGCCCGGCCCGCCUGAAUGCUCAGCUCAGACCAGCACCACACCAUGGAUUUCAACGUCAAAAAACUGGCUUCCGAUGCGGGGGUCUUCUUCACACGCGCUGUGCAGUUCACAGAGGAGAAGCUCGGUCAGGCUGAGAAGACGGAGCUGGACGCCCACUUAGAGAACCUGAUCAGUCGAGGGGACGGCACCAAGAACUGGACCGAGAAGAUCCUGAGACAGACAGAAGUGCUGCUGCAGCCCAACCCGAUCGAUCACACAGGCGCUCGAAUAGAAGAGUACAUCUACGAUAAGCUGGACAAGAAGCUUCCCUCCAAGGCCACCAACGCAGAGCUGCUGGGACAGUACAUGCUGGACGCCGCCGCGGAAUUCGGUCCAGAGACACCGUACGGCAGCACUCUGAUCACCGUGGGAGAAUAUCAGAAGAGACUGGGAGGAGCCGAGCGGGAGCUCCUCCACACCUCCGCGACAACUUUCCUCACUCCACUCCGCAACUUCCUGGAGGGAGACUGGAGGACCAUUUCUAAAGAGCGGCGACUUCUGGAGAACCGUCGCCUCGAUCUCGACAUCUGCAAAGCUCGAGUGAAAAAAGCAAAGCAGGCUGAAGCCAAGGCAGCGGCUGCACCCGAUUUUCAGGAGACACGGCCUCGAAAUUAUGUUCUGUCUGCCAGUGCAUCUGCGCUUCUGAGUGAGGAAGUAGACAAAGCAGAACAUGAACUCCGUGUUGCUCAGACAGAGUUCGACCGGCAGGCCGAGGUCACCAGACUGCUGCUGGAGGGGAUCAGCAGCACCCAUCUCAACCACCUGCGUUGUUUGCAGGACUUUGCGGAGGCUCAGGCGACUUACUAUGCCCAGUGUCAUCACUACAUGCAGGACCUCCAGCGGGAGCUCAGCAGAUGUGCUAAUUCUGUCAGCGGCCCUGCGUCCGCUGCCAUCUGCCCAAACCCCGUCUCCUCAGCCUUCCUGUCUGGACCAUCCAUCGGGGCUGCGGUCUCCUCCUCCUCCUCCUCCUCAUCUAACCAAAAGCCAAGAACGCCGACCAUGGAACAAAUGCAGCUCCCAGUCACAGGAGCCAGAAAGGCCAAAGUCCUGUAUGACUACGACGCUCACGAUGUCAGCGAGCUCUCCCUCCUGGCUGAUGAGCUAAUCACCGUCUACACCGUACUGGGAAUGGACCCUGAUUGGUUGAUCGGAGAGCGUGGGAACGACAAAGGCAAAGUUCCUGUCACCUACCUAGAACUGCUGAGUUAAUGGACCAAACAUCAAGACACACACACACACACACACACACACACACACACACACACACAUGAACAAAACGAACACUUAUGCAAACCUGUUCCUAAAAAACAGAUGAGAAAUGUGGGAAAGUGGAAUUAAACUCUGGUGACUGUGUUAGUAAUGUUUUCGGGUCAUUCGACAUCUUCACAGAUUGUUGUCUCGUUGCGGUUAAUGUGUGUGUGCUCAGAGUGGGAUUGUUUUGACAACAGUUCCUGCGACACUUCCUCAACCUGCUAACAAUGCAUAUUCGUUGUUUUCAUGUCAAACUGAUUUCAUGUCGAUUUUUGUUUCGUUUUAUUUUCGGCUUUCAAACAUCACAACCCCGUUUCGUCUACUGGUGCAUUAUUCCUCUUUAAUAUGACUUCAGGGUUAUUGUCGUGGUUUGGGCGUACAUUUUGUGGAAGGUUUUGGUAACCAGAGUGAUCUCAGAGAUCUGGGAGCUUUCACCCCGAUUAUUUAAACCAAUCGAUCUGGAACUUCUUGGAUCUGCUUUACAAUUGAAAUGUGAAUGACUAACGGCAUGCCGUCCAGUGUUGCCUAUAGGAGUGUCCUAACGCAGCACGACGUGGCCCGCCUUUCUGUCGCUCACGUAGACGGGCAACAAACGAGAAAGGAGGGGGCACUGGCACUUGUUUUCUCUAUCGUCAAAGCUCGUUAGCUUGUUGUACAAAGUGGAGAUAACGUUGCAUUAAUAAUAUCCACAUCACGGUUGAAAUGUAGAGCUGUGACACCGGGGAAAAAAAAAUUUUUUUUUGGCUGUUUAUUGACGAAUCUCUGUGUUGUGAUUUGAGUAAACAGCUCAUCAAUAACAAGCACCACACUUCAGUUUGUCCACCUUCAAAAUAAAAGCAUUAGAUUUAACUCUGUAUGCACGGGGGAAACCGAAAUCCACAUAGCAGAGAGUGAAACAUUUAAUGGACGCAGUGUGGACAGUCUGCGUGUGAUCAUGCACGAUGCAACGCUAUAUAUAAGGCUUGCGUGCUGUUAGGACACGGUCUGCAGGUGUUUUCACACAAAACCUGCUUGGUUUUGUCAAAACAAACUCAAGUCCGCUAGCCAUGUUAGUGCGGCUCGUUUCCUCUGGCCUGAAAGCUGUCAAUCAAACCCUGGUGCAGAUCAAACAACUGUACUGAGACCGCUUAGAAAGGUGGCUCUCUGUCUGCUCAUUUUCAGACUCUGGUGUGGUUUGUUCGUAGUAAGAACAUGAAGCGACCUAGAUCAAGACCUAACUGCAGGAAGUAACCACCGUGGAUCCUCUCUGUUCAUCAUCACUAAACACUUAAGACCACAGGCAGACCUGACAGAGCUUCACAAACAGUCUGGGUGGAUGAGCAGGUCCUGGUUCAGGAGCAUCAACGUGCUCCUUCUCCUGAACGGUCUCCAUGAGCAGCUUCCGCGACUCCAGAACAUCAACCAUAUUAUUAUUCUCAAACUGUAUUGUUUGCUUACAGUGAUGAAUGCAAACAAUAUAAAAAGCGAUGAGCAGAGCCGACAUCAGUCUGCGUAGUUGUCUGUCUAUUUAGAAAUCAUAAAGUGUCUUUAGAGCAGCCACAGCCAAUCAGGAGUCGACUAGCAUCAAACACAGUCUGCUUGUAAAUGUCCCCAAGUGAACACA
Labrus bergylta (ballan wrasse) is the source of this 2967-nucleotide messenger RNA. The record is from RefSeq and is a predicted model, not a curated record. Lineage: Eukaryota; Metazoa; Chordata; Actinopteri; Labriformes; Labridae.